CAGCAUUAAUAUUGUGCUUCUCUCUGCCCUCAUUUGUCUUCUCACGGGGUCUCGUAUGCAGGUUUGAGGCAUUAUGUCUUUUAAAAUGUGCAGGAAUAGAAGUAAGUUUUAGAGAAAGCUUUUAAAUGUUCCAUCUUUGGAUAUAUCAGACCAACGAUGCAUUCCAAGGUGUUUGCUUGCCUGCUGCUGGCCACCCUCUUAGGCACCACCCUUACAAGAUCCUACCAGCUGGAUGGCAGGAUAAGGAAGCAAGUGAAGGCUGCAUUAGGACCAGACCGGAUGCAGAGGAGUGGCAACGAAGUGCUCGUCCGGCGGGAUUGGCCAGAAGGCCUUUCCCAGGCCCAGAAGAAUUUGAUCUCCCAGAUCCUGCCGGGAAUCUACCCAGCAGAGUUUGCUGGCAAAGUGAGUCAUCUGCAGACUGAUAACACCCAUUACCCUGCCUGGAUGGACUUUGGACGCCGAAGCUCAGAAGAUGUGAAUGAAGAUGCCUAAGUGAUCACCUGGUGGCUCAUGCCAGGCUGCAGACGGAGGAGGCACAGAUGCGAAAUUGUUAUUUUAUAAGUAUUUUGUCCUCUUCCAGACCGGUUUCUCAUGUAUAUUUGUGCAAAUAAAAAGAUGCCAUUACUAUCGCUA
This is a messenger RNA of Hemicordylus capensis (graceful crag lizard), 633 nucleotides long. RefSeq names its product gastrin/cholecystokinin-like peptide. Lineage: Eukaryota; Metazoa; Chordata; Lepidosauria; Squamata; Cordylidae. The record is from RefSeq and is a predicted model, not a curated record. Gene Ontology annotation, molecular function: hormone activity. Gene Ontology annotation, cellular component: extracellular region. The coding region runs from base 157 to 492 and encodes 111 amino acids. The transcript is spliced from 3 exons.